Molecule: messenger RNA, 1925 nt
Organism: Sipha flava (yellow sugarcane aphid)
Lineage: Eukaryota; Metazoa; Arthropoda; Insecta; Hemiptera; Aphididae
Exons: 13
Coding region: 196-1905 (569 amino acids)
Cellular component (GO): membrane
Molecular function (GO): ATP hydrolysis activity; ATP binding; ABC-type transporter activity
Source: RefSeq, a predicted model, not a curated record
AUUAUUUAAUUUCCCGUGGUCGGUACAAGUUCUAAAGUUGUAACCAGUGAUUUAGUUUUACUUAUUUAUUUAUUUUUUAUAGAAUAAAAUGUUGACUCAUGCAAUCUUCUAGACGAUACUUAAAUUGCUGUAGUGUAAGAUUAUAUACAUUAAUAUAAAUAUUUAAUUAGUGAAUAGUGACAGAAUUAUUAUAAAAUGAUUAACGAAGACAUUCAAUACGAAGUCCAAGUAACAAAUGCGUACAAGAACUAUGGGGCAAAUAAUGUAUUUAAUGGUUUGAAUAUGAACGUUACAUCAGGUUCAAUCUAUGGUCUCUUAGGUCCGAGUGGUUGUGGCAAAUCGACACUACUUCAUUGUAUAUUAGGAACAAUGACAUUAGAUUCCGGUACUAUUGAUUUAAAAGUAGAAAGUUUGAAAGACGUUGGAUACAUGCCACAAGAUUUAUGUUUGGAGACAGAGUUAACAAUAAAUGAAACGUUUGAAUACUACGGAACAUUGUAUAAGAUGAAUGAGAAAAGUAUAAAAACAAAAAAAGUUGAACUUACCACAUUUCUACAACUAUCAAACACGGAUAGUUACAUUAAAGAUUUGAGUGGUGGACAGAGCAGACGAGUAUCGCUGGCUAUUUCGUUACUGCAUGAUCCAAAAUUGAUUAUAUUGGAUGAACCAACAGUCGGAAUUGAUCCUAUACUGAGAAACGAUAUUUGGACUGAGUUCACAAAGAUGGUUGUUCAACAUAAAAAAACCAUUAUAAUAACUACUCAUUAUAUCGAGGAAGCUAAUCAGGCUAACUGUAUUGGCCUGAUGAGAAAUGGAGUUAUUAUUGAAGAAAAAUCACCCCAAGAUAUUCUCACCAAAUGUAAUACAGAUUCUUUGGAAUCAGCUUUUUUAGAAUUAUGCUGCAAUCAAGACAAAAACGAAAAUCAUAUGGCUAAAAAUGUUCCGGCAAAAGAAGUACCACGGAAGAAUAAAUUAAAGAAAAUUGAAAAUAACAUUGAUUUUCAUAGAAUAAAAGCAUUGUUUAAAAAGAAUUGGCAAGUGUUUUCUAGAGACUACAUGUUAUUAUUUUCUGUCAUUUUUCUUCCUUUACUACAAAUGUUCAAUUUUUGUAAUGCAAUUGGGAAUGACUUCAAAAACAUGCCAAUAACAUUUAAAAACGAUGAGGUUAAUUAUGAAUCCUGUAAAAAUUUUAGUACACAACGAUGUAUUUUUGACGAAAGUUUCAAUGAAGCAAUGAGUUGCGUUGUACUGGACUACUUUGCAUCACAAAAUUACAAAUUAAUUGAAGUAAAAGAUCAGGAAGCUGGUGAAAUGAGUAUGAAUAAUGCUGGAAAUAUGGCGUUUAUUUACUUUCAAAGAAACUAUACAAAAGAUUUGAUUAAAUAUAUUAAUAGAGAUGAUAACAUAACAGAGUACAGUAUUUUUAUGCAUAUAACUAAUGAAAACUUUUUGUUUAAAAAUCAAAUUAGGAUGGAUGUUUAUAAAUCGUAUAAUCAUUUGAUGAAAACAGUUUUAAAUAAUUGUAACAUAAAUCCGAGAACAAUAAAUUUACCCGUGGAUGUUCAUACUAUUGUUGGCAAUGAUGUUAAGAUAUAUACAAAUGGAAUAAUUGCAUUGUUCAUAGAAAUGACAAUAUUUUUUCUUCUCAGCUCGUUUGGAGCGUCUAUAGUAUUGACGGAAAAAAUUAGUGGAAUCCUUAACCGAUCGAUGUUCGCAGGUGUCAAUCUGAUGGAAUUUUCAACUGCGCUAUUUUGUUUAUGUACACUGAUACUUUCUGUACAAAGUGUCCUAUUUUGCUUGAUUUCGUACGUAUUGUUUUUCAAUCCAAUAAUAACAUCGGGAUUGUUUCUGUACUCAUUCGGAUUGCUGCUUUCCGGAUGGAUUGGCUUCUUAUUUGGUAAGUGAUACAAGAUUUUUUAUGGUUU